AUGAUCUUGGGAGUAUUCGUGGAGGGUUUAAAUAGCGAGGUACGACGUGUGGUGAAGGCUAGGAAGGGAGUAAAUACCCUGACGGUGGUAUUGGAUAUGUUGAAGGACAUAGGAGAGGAAGGUGACCGGAAAAGAGUAAGGAAGGUGAGGAAGGAACUAGAGGAAGAAGAAGCAAACAGCAGCGGUUCUGAGGAGAGCUUUGCGACGGUAGUAGGCAAUAGCAGCGAGCGAAGAGGAAUUCGGCGGAUCGAAGGUGAGAAGAAGGAAGGAUUUGUAAAGAUGAACCGCGCAGAUGCUAUAGUAGCGGGCGGGAGUAAAUGGCAUGAUAGGGCGAAUCCGGCUGGAGAAGUGCAAGGAGAGCGGCAGAGAUCACUGCGCAGAGUACCGUACACCCCAUGUAGGAGGUGUGGACAGGUUGGUCACUGGACACGGGAGUGCACGAUACAUCUGGGCAACCAGAAGAGUGGAGAGUCACGUUGGAAACCGGAAGAAGGAACACGGGUGGGGAAAAGGGCGAGCAACGAAGAAUGCUUUCAGUGUGGGCGACCGGGGCACUUUAUAAACACAUGUCCACAGACCAUAUGCGAUAAUUGUGGAUAUGGCGGUCACGUGUGGAGACAGUGCCAAAAUACUGGAACAUCCGCGAGGAGGAGCCCAUUUUCGCGGCGACAACGGCCAUGGGAAUCAGAUAAGUCAGACAGGGGGGUGGAAGAUUAUGCGAGCCUAGCCGGAAGACGGGCUGAAAGCCGUAGCGUUUCCCCAAACUAG
Messenger RNA from Diabrotica virgifera virgifera (western corn rootworm), 768 nucleotides. Its product is annotated as DNA-binding protein HEXBP-like. The record is from RefSeq and is a predicted model, not a curated record. The transcript has a single exon. Gene Ontology annotation, molecular function: single-stranded RNA binding; mRNA binding; translation regulator activity. Lineage: Eukaryota; Metazoa; Arthropoda; Insecta; Coleoptera; Chrysomelidae. Gene Ontology annotation, cellular component: cytoplasm. Gene Ontology annotation, biological process: positive regulation of cytoplasmic translation. Bases 1 to 768 code for a protein of 255 amino acids.